UCUAGUUUAAUGAGCUUUAAGCAAUUGAUGGGCAUUUGGAAAUUAGAAUUUGGCAUUGUUACUCUUCUGUGCAAUCCGGUUGUUUCUGUCUCGCGUCCUGAUCGCCCUCCAACUAAGAUUUCUUUUGAGAAAUACUCGCCUUUGGAUUGGUCCGGCUAUUUUGAUCGAGAGGGAGAUGUCUUCAUACCAGACUCAAACGAUGUCUUUCAUUUAUAUAUGGCAGGAACAGAAGGACCUGUUAUUUUUUGUCUACAUGGGGGUGGUUACUCUGGGCUCUCGUUUGCACUGUCUGCUAGUAAAAUUAAAGAGAAACCUAGAGUAGUUGCCAUGGACCUCAGAGGACAUGGAAAAUCAACCUCAGAAGAUGAUCUCGAUCUAUCUAUUGAGACUAUGUGCAACGAUGUUUUUGCUGUUAUGAAGGCACUGUAUGGAGAUUCUCCUCCUGCAAUUGUGCUUGUUGGCCACAGCAUGGGGGGAUCAGUCGCGAUACACGUUGCUGCAAAGAAAACACUGCGUUGCUUAGCUGGUUUGGUGGUUGUGGAUGUUGUAGAGGGGACAGCAAUGGCAUCAUUAGUUCACAUGCAGAAAAUCCUCUCUGGCAGAAUGCAGCAUUUUUCAAGUAUUGAGAAAGCGAUUGAAUGGAGUAUUAGAGGAGGUUCUCUAAGAAAUAUUGACUCUGCUCGCGUAUCCAUUCCAACCACUUUAAAGUAUGAUGAUUCAAAGAAAUGUUAUGUCCACAGAGCACGGCUGGAAGAGACCGAACAAUAUUGGAGAGGCUGGUAUGAAGGCUUUUCAGAAAAAUUUCUAUAUUCUCCUGUUCCAAAGCUCUUACUAUUAGCUGGCACUGACAGACUGGACAGAGCACUCACAAUAGGUCAAAUGCAAGGCAAGUUUCAGAUGGUGGUAGUCAGACAUACAGGGCAUGCUAUACAGGAGGAUGUACCUGAUGAAUUUGCUGCAUUGAUACUCAAUUUUUUAUCUCGCAACCGCAUUGGUCCUCAUGGAGUCGAGAUCCCUCAAAACAGCAGCCAUGGCAGUUCAUUCUGUGGCCUUGGCUGCCUUUAAACUUACAGCCGUUUCUUUUGUUUUGUUUUCUUUACUGCAUGGACUAUAUUUUAAAGCUAGGAGCAGUAGAAAGGAAAAGCGGCAGUUAUACUAUUAUGUG
Hibiscus syriacus is the source of this 1165-nucleotide messenger RNA. Its product is annotated as protein phosphatase methylesterase 1-like. NCBI's taxonomy places the organism in Eukaryota, Viridiplantae, Streptophyta, Magnoliopsida, Malvales, Malvaceae. Gene Ontology annotation, biological process: protein demethylation. The transcript is spliced from 13 exons. Gene Ontology annotation, molecular function: protein methylesterase activity. The record is from RefSeq and is a predicted model, not a curated record. Bases 10 to 1065 code for a protein of 351 amino acids.